Diaporthe amygdali is the source of this 399-nucleotide messenger RNA. Its product is annotated as 4-hydroxybenzoate polyprenyl transferase. Bases 1 to 399 code for a protein of 132 amino acids. Gene Ontology annotation, molecular function: 4-hydroxybenzoate polyprenyltransferase activity. NCBI's taxonomy places the organism in Eukaryota, Fungi, Ascomycota, Sordariomycetes, Diaporthales, Diaporthaceae. The record is from RefSeq and is a predicted model, not a curated record. Gene Ontology annotation, cellular component: mitochondrial inner membrane. Gene Ontology annotation, biological process: ubiquinone biosynthetic process. The transcript has a single exon.
AUGACGCGUGGAUCAACGCUGGCACUCUUUGGCGCUAAUGUUCUAUGGACCGUGACGUAUGAUACGAUAUAUGCACACCAAGACAUCGCAGACGACGAGCAAGCCGGAGUCAAGGGAAUGGCACUUCGAUUUCGAAACUCAACAAAAGCACUUGCCAGUGUUCUGACCAUCGCAAAGCUGGUGUUGCUCACAUUCUGUGGAAUAUGUGCGGAGUUCAGUGUCAUUUAUUUCCUAGGCACGGUUGGUGGCGUGGCAGCCGCUAUGGUAUACUACAUCUGGGAUGUAGAUUUAGCCGAUUCUGAGAGCUGUGGGCAAUGGUUCCAUAAACAAUUCUUCCUCGUUGGGGCUGCUUUCAUGGCUGGACUGGCUGGAGAAUACUUCAACAGGCUAGCUGUUUAG